Molecule: messenger RNA, 1922 nt
Organism: Oncorhynchus mykiss (rainbow trout)
Lineage: Eukaryota; Metazoa; Chordata; Actinopteri; Salmoniformes; Salmonidae
Product: rho-related GTP-binding protein RhoG
Biological process (GO): small GTPase-mediated signal transduction
Molecular function (GO): GTPase activity; GTP binding
Source: RefSeq, a predicted model, not a curated record
ACGACAACUACCAUGAUGCCUUAAUCAACAUAGAACGUGGUGGGCGUUUAAGACAGGUCCCCGGAUGCAGUUGUGAUUGACUGUACACUGCUAAAAAGUUUCGCUCUAGUCGAGAGGUGCGUCUGCAGCCCGUGUGGUAGGUCGGUGUUAGGAAGGCAACAGGACAGGAGACAGAAUGCAGAACGUAAAGUGUGUAGUGGUGGGGGACGGUGCCGUGGGUAAAACAUGCCUCCUCAUCUCCUACACCACCAACGCUUUCCCUGAGGAGUACAUCCCCACCGUGUUCGACAACUACAGCGCCCAGAUGACGGUUGAUGGCCGCAUCAUCAGCCUCAACCUGUGGGACACAGCCGGACAAGAGGAGUACGACCGCCUCCGCACUCUGUCCUACCCCCAAUCCAACGUCUUCGUCAUCUGUUUCUCCAUCGGGAGUCCUUCCUCCCACGCCAACGUCCGCCACAAGUGGCACCCGGAGGUGUCUCACCACUGCCCCAGCGUGCCCAUCCUCCUAGUGGGGACCAAGAGGGACCUGAGGAGUGAUGGGGAGACGGUGAAGAAGCUGAAGGAGCAGGGUUUAGCUCCCACCACACAGCAGCAGGGGAACAGCAUGGCUAAGCAGAUAGGAGCGGUGAAGUACAUGGAGUGUUCUGCUCUGACGCAGGAAGGGGUCAGGGAAGUGUUCAGCGAGGCAGUACGGGCCGUGUUGUAUCCCGUUACCAAAAAGAAUGCCAAGAAGUGUGUACUGUUGUAAUGGAGGGACACAGAUGGGGAGAAGGAGGGAGAGACAAUGACGGCGCAAGGUUGAGUUUGUUGGAGGAGAUAGACUCAGCCCCCAGGCCUCUCGGCCCCCUCUGCCUCUCGGCCCCCUCUGUCUCUCGACCCCUUUGCCUUUAAAGACUCUUGAUUCAGCUCACUUCUCUCCUUCCUCCAGCCCCUCAAAAUCAAAUCUGGAACUCAGUCAGUUCCACUGCUUUUUCCCCUAAUUCCCCUCUAAUCAGGGACUGAUUUAGACCUGGGACACCAGGUGGAUGAUUUCCCUCUAAUCAGGGACUGAUUUAGACCUGGGACACUUGGUGUGUGCAAUUAAUUACAAGGUAGAACAGAACCAGUUGUUCGGACCUUUGUAGGGUCAGAGCUGAGUACCCUGGCUCUAUUCCUUGUCCUCUGAGUUUAAUCCACUUCUAAUUCUAUCAUCACCAAGUUGACUAUACCAACAGGGUGCAGAUAGCCUCACUCCUCCCAGUCCACUCAAACCUGUGUUAGUGUUAUCACUAGAUUUUUGUUUAUGUUUUGUUGCAAUGUUCCAAAGAUGCUUCUGCGUAAAUAAUCGGUCUGUUUUGUUUUGUAUGAUCCCUUACCAUUAAGAUGUUUCUUAAUAUGCCAUGUUGGCUGAUAGAGCUGGAGAGAUGAGCUCUGCCUUAGUAAGAGGUUAAUCAUGACCUCAAUCACAGCCUCUCCAGUCGGUUAUUCAGGCUAUCCAUCAAGGACUGUUGAAAACACACCUGGAAAUAGCCAAUACGUUUUGGGCAUCUUGUUCUGUACGGUUCUCUGCUUUAGCUAGGUGUCCAGUUUACCUUCUUAAUGUCCCUUCAGAUGGAUAUUAGACUAAUCCAAGUAUGAUGCAAGGGCCAAAGCAAUGGGUUUGUGUGCAGACAUUUUAAAAUCAAUGAAUGGAUUGGUUGGAUGAAUGUUGUGAGUUUGUAUGAUUUAAUGCUGACAGGAAUGGUGGAAUGACGGACAUAUCAGAUUGUCGUUUCUAGUUAUUUAUGCCAAUUACAUUUUAAUGUGCCUUAUUGUAAGAUAUCUGACGUUUAUUGUAUCUACCUUAUUGAUUAUUUGCUUUAGAUGCCAAAACUGUUAAGUAGCUGUGUGUGUGUGUGUGUGAGAGAGAUACUAGAGUUGAUUAAACUCCACGUUACAUC